Molecule: messenger RNA, 1379 nt
Organism: Meloidogyne enterolobii
Lineage: Eukaryota; Metazoa; Nematoda; Chromadorea; Rhabditida; Meloidogynidae
Source: the annotation of a GenBank genome assembly
AAAUGUUUUACAACUUGGAGUUGGAUUCUUUUUUAUUUUCUUGGCUUUUAAUUCUCAAGGAUUUAUUGAGGAAAGUGUGCUUGAUGGAUAUACAAAAACUGGUCAGUUUGUCAAUUAUUUAUGCGAGUUUUACUGUUUGUAAUUUUGUGGCGCCUCCAAUUAUUAGAUUGUUAGGGACAAGAACUUCUCUAGUUACCGCUGGACUUGUUUAUGUAUUAUUUCUUGCCGGUUUUCUCAAUGUCCAUCAAUGGUUUCUUUAUGCAACUUCUGCUUUACUUGGUCUAGCUGCUGCAGUUUUGUGGACAGCACAGGGAAAAUAUUUAACUUUAAACAGUACUCCACAAAGUGCUGGCCGUCAUAGCAGUCUUUUUUUGUGUUGUGCUCAGGCCUGCCUUUCAUGUGGUGGCCUUUUCUUAUUAAUUGUCUUUUUAUUAGCUCCCGAUAAUGAAAAUAAUAACCAAAUAUUACAACAAAACCAAACAACAACAAACACUUCCUUUACUUCCGAAAAUGUUAAACUUCUUUACAGCUUUUUUACAGGAAUUGCUUUAAUUGGAGUGAUUGUAUUAUCCCUUUUACCUCCAACACAAAGAAAUACUCAGGAACAACAGAAUAAAGAAGAAAAGGAAGAAGUAUUUAUUUUGACAGAAAUUAAUUCAAUUUUUAAAAUUGCCAAAACACCAAAAAUGUUGGCUUUAGCUGUUGUAUUUGCCAAUACUGGAAUUUUAUUAAGUUUUUGGAGCAGUAUUUUCCCAACUUCAAUAAUAAAUACAAUUAUAUUUCAAUCACAAUUUAGUCCAAAAAUAUUAAUUGCAUUUAAUGGAAUUGUUAAAGGGGCUGGACAACCUUUUUUAAGCCUAAUUUUUGAACGUUUACAACUUGAUAAAAUCAAAAAAAGUCGUAUAAUAUUUGUUGGUGUAUUAAUUCAAUUUUUGGCAAUUUUGCUUUGUUUUGUAAAUUUACCUAAUGAAUCCCCUUUAAAUCAAACAACAAAUGAAGCUAUAAUUAAACCAAGGGUCUGGAUUGCUCUAAUUUGUGGAUUUCUCCUAAGUUUUUGUGAUGCUUGCUGGUCAACACAAAUUUUUUCCUUUUUAAUAAUUAAUUAUCCUACACAAAGUGCACAGGCUUUUGCAUUAUUGAAAUUUUAUCAGUUUUUUCUCCCCAACCGCCACCAACCUCCAAAAUUUCUAUAUUUAUUUUCUAAGUCAUUAUUAACUUCCCUACUUUUCUUCUUUUCUGGUUACAUGUCUUUACAUUGGCAUUUAUUUAUUCUUUUAAUUUCUGGAGCACUUGGUUAUUGGGCAUUUGCAGUUGCUGAGAAAAUGGAAAUUGUUAACGAAAAAAAUAGAAGAAAAAUUGAUCCGAUUGAAUUAAGUUAA